This is a messenger RNA of Choloepus didactylus (southern two-toed sloth), 5834 nucleotides long. It is a transcript of the gene PTGIS, whose product is annotated as prostaglandin I2 synthase. The coding region runs from base 1 to 1506 and encodes 501 amino acids. Gene Ontology annotation, biological process: prostaglandin biosynthetic process. The record is from RefSeq and is a predicted model, not a curated record. The transcript is spliced from 10 exons. Gene Ontology annotation, molecular function: oxidoreductase activity, acting on paired donors, with incorporation or reduction of molecular oxygen; iron ion binding; prostaglandin-I synthase activity. Lineage: Eukaryota; Metazoa; Chordata; Mammalia; Pilosa; Megalonychidae.
AUGUCCUGGGCCGCGCUCCUCGGCCUCCUGGCCGCGCUGCUGCUGCUGCUGCUGCUGCUGACCCGCCGGCGCACGCGGCGACCCGGUGAGCCUCCCCUGGACCGGGGCAGAAUUCCCUGGUUGGGACAUGCCUUGGAGUUUGGAAAAGAUGCUGCCAGCUUCCUCAUGAGGAUGAAGGAGAAGCAUGGUGACAUCUUUACUGUGCUGGUGGGAGGCAGAUAUGUCACCGUCCUCCUGGACCCGCACUCCUAUGACACAGUGGUAUGGGAGCCUCGUACCAGGCUAGACUUCCACACUUAUGCCGUCUUCCUCAUGGAGAGGAUUUUCGAUGUGCAGCUUCCGCAUUACAACCCCAACGACGAAAAGGCCAGAAUGAAACCGACUCUCCUUCACAAAGACCUCCAGGCACUCACAGAGGCGAUGUAUACCAACCUCCGCACUGUCCUACUGGGCGAUGCCACGGAAGCGGGCAGUGGCUGGCACGAGAUGGGUCUCCUGGAUUUCUCCUACAGCUUCAUGCUCAGAGCUGGCUACCUGACCCUGUAUGGAGUUGAGACACUACCACACACCCAUCAGAGCCAGGCUCAGGACCGCGUCCACUCGGCCGACAUCUUCCAGACCUUCCGCCAGCUCGACUUGCUGCUUCCCAAACUGGCACGUGGCUCCCUGUCAGCGGGAGAUAAGGACCGCGUGUGCAAGGUCAAAGGUCGCCUGUGGCAGCUGCUAUCCCCCGCCAGGCUGGCCACCCGGGCCCACCGGAGCAGCUGGCUGGAGAGUUACCUGCGGCACCUGGAUGAGAUGGGCGUGUCAGAGGAGAUGCAGGCGCGGGCCCUGGUGCUGCAGCUCUGGGCCACACAGGGAAAUAUGGGUCCUGCUGCCUUCUGGCUCCUGCUCUUCCUGCUCAAGCACCCUGACGCCCUGGCCGCGGUCCGCUCAGAGCUCGAGCUCGUCCUCGGGCAGGUGGAGCAGCCUGUCUCACAGAUGACUUCCCUGCCUCAGAAGGUUUUAGACAGCAUGCCUGUGCUCGACAGUGCACUGAGUGAGAGCCUCCGGCUCACAGCCGCGCCCUUCAUCACCCGCGAAGUUGUGAUGGACAUGGCCGUGCCCAUGGCAGAUGGGCGGGAAUUCACCCUGCGAUGUGGCGACCGCCUCCUCCUCUUCCCCUUCCUGAGUCCCCAGAAGGACCCGGAAAUCUAUACAGACCCAGAGGUUUUUAAAUACAACCGAUUCUUGAACCCCGAUGGAUCAGAGAAGAAAGACUUCUACAAGGACGGGAAACGGCUGAAGAACUACAGCAUGCCGUGGGGAGCGGGGCACAAUCAGUGCCUGGGGAGGAGCUACGCCGUCAACAGCAUCAAACAAUUUGUGUUCCUGGUGCUGAUGCACUUUGACCUGGAGCUGAGCAGCCCAGAGGUGGAGAUCCCUGAAUUUGACUUCAGCAGGUACGGCUUUGGUCUGAUGCAGCCAGAACUUGAUGUGCCCGUCCGUUACCGUGUUCGGCCGUGAGAUCCAGGAGCAGCCGGGGACUCACACACUCGCCUUCACCCAGCCUGUCCCCCAGCCUCCCACCUUUCUGUGUCUGCAUUUGGCCCAGGUGCAAAGCUUUGAACGCCCACCUUCCUGCCGUUUUCCCUAGAAGGCUACAUCCAGGGCAGGGGAAAGAGGGGAAGCUGAGAGAAGGCAAAUGAACAGAAGACACUGAAAGAUCUAUGGAUUAUCUGCUGCAAAGUUUUAGUUCCAAAAGCAGACUUUUUCAGCUCUCAGCUCAUCUCAUUCCUCUCACCUUAUGAUACCCACAAAAGCUAGUGCAAAAAAAAAGUGCUUUUAUCAAUUGUAGCAAUUGUUCCACACCAAAGCAAGAUGUUAAUAAUUGGAUGGUAUAUGGGAAUCCUGUAUUUUAUGCAUGAUGGUUCUGUAAACCCGCAACUUCUCUAAAAACAACAACAACAAAAAAAAACCUAGUGCAGACAGGGAAAGUCCAUGAGACUUCACGGUUGUGUCUCCAGCUGCUGAGGGGUAACCUUCCAAGUACUUAUCAAGUGCUAUAUUCUGGGCCUUAAACAAUCAAAACAAGCUGGCCAUUAAAAAGCCACUUCGGCUUUGAAUCCGUUGAAAUCAGCUUGUCCCCCAAUGUAUUAUUAAACUAGCUAAAGCCAAAGGAGAUCCCCUAGAAUAUCUGCUUCCUUGGAAGCUCCAUCCCCUGGACACUCCUGUCUCGUCUGUUCACACUGAUCCUUGAGAAGGAGGGUUUUCCCGGGGCUAGCGCACCCAGGUUGCAGAACAGGGGCAUCCUUGGAGCAUGGGGCUCUAAGGAGUAUCGUUCUCUGUCCUAGACUUAUGGGCUCCAGAUGGCAUGGGCUUUCCAAGACUCAGAGAGGGAACUGAGGUAGACACACCCCGAAGGAAGGGCUGGAGGGAACCAGCCAGGGAUCCUUAGACUGGUCAAGCCAGAAAGAGAGGAGGUGUUGAUUUCAUGCAUUCUGGCUCUGAAGCUCCAACUGUGGGCAUGAUUCAGCCUGCUGAUGUGAUUUUUUUGGCCUCCACUUAAAAAAGAAUUAAAUGUUGCUAUCGUAUAAUCUUUGGGAGAGUUGAUUCAAAAUGUCCAGUUUCUCUUGGAAACUUGGAAGAUCUGGCCACCACUGGGCCCACAUUCCCAAGGGCAACCAUUGGCCAGAGCUGAGUAGCAGCCACCACCACCCCCCUUAUAUGGAGCAUGUGCUCGGGGGUUCAUCAGGGUUUCAAUUUGGUCUGCUUCUCCAUUCACAGUACCUCCUGGCCCCUGAAGGCUUUCAGGGUUGAGACCUCUGUUCUAACUCUCAGAAGUGACUGUAGGAGGUGAGUGAGAACCAGAUCCUCAGACAAUUGUCCCUCCCAUUCAGGGUGUGCCACCCUUUAAACAAACAGAUCAGUGAGGCCUUUGCCUCAGCUUUAAGGGGGAAAAAAAUAUGAAAAAGAAAAAUUCCUGGGAACCUUUUUAUGAUGGUAAAUAUGAUUAUUAAUUUUAACUCCUGUUUAUUGAGUACCCUCUAAAUGUCUGUAACAGCAUUGUAGAAAUCGUAUUUCUACUCAAGGCAGCUCUAUGAAGAGAGGAUGGUUCUGUCUUCUUGACAGAUGAGGUGAAGUGACUCGCCCAGGGUCCCACAACUUGUAAGCUAGUAGAGCUGGAAAACAAGCAAAUGCUAGAUGGACAGCUCUCCAUUCCUUGGGCUCAAGAGAGUGGCAGUGGAGCAGUUCUGUUUGGAAGGUGGACAGGGCCAGAGGCAUCCACGUGUGGAUGCAUCCAAUGAAACAGACAGACAGACAGACACAUACACACGCACACACACACACACACAAAACUAGGCCCCUCCAGAGUAACUGGAGGGAGAGGAGAGGACUCAAGACCUCCCAAUGUUCCAGGGGCUGGCUGGUCUCUCCUCGGAGCAGUGCCAGGAUUCCCAGACACACUGUGAUUGGCAGGAGGCGGGAUAUCCCCAGGGAAACCCUUCUUUACGCCCGGGUGACCCCUCGCCGCCGCCAGCUUCUUAACUCUGCAGGAAACCAGGGCUGACAGCCUUGCGUGGGAGGAUGGAGCCGGUUUCCAUGGCAACGCUUAGCUGCCUCAUCCCUUGCUUGGAAGGGAAGGAAGAAGGCUAGCAGAAAUAGCUGCAGGAAGAUUUCUGUGUGCGUGGCUGCAACCCUGGCAUGCUGGGGGAAAGCCCUUUGUGACUUCCUCCCUUCCAAAUCGGGGCUGGUUUGUCACUGAGACUAGAUCCUCACCAAUGUUCAAAAAAAGGGGUCAGUUCCUUUUAAAAGUGGCAUCUCCUUGGAGCCCUGAUCAUUAGGGAAUUACUCAAGGAAGAGGUGAUUCUCCCACCAGGCAGUUCCAGCUGGUACCCAAGUACAGUUUUGGAGACAAUGAUUGAAACCCCUCUUUGUUUUAAUCUUUAUUAUUUUUCUUCUUUCUUUCUUCUUAGUAAAAUAUAAGCUAUAGAGAAAAGAGGGAGUGAUGAGUAAGUUAGCUACUUGUUACAGAUUAGUUAGGAAGGUGCUUAGAUGUCACUGCAUGUCUUCAAACCUUGCUCUAGAAUCACAAAAUUGCAGGACCUCUGUUAGAAAACAGGUUGACCUAAUGAAGUGUUUCUUUACCAUCGUCAUUUUUGCUCUAUUUGCUGUAUUUUGUAUUUUGUUUACCAAACGUUUUCCUUUUGAACAGACUCACUUUUUAAACUUAAAAUAAAUUUGUUUAAAAAAGGGAAAUUUUUCGAUUGCUGCUGGUAAUGAAUAGCAUGUAUCACUCGCUGCCAAAAAUAGAAAGCAACUGUGAAAAAUAAGUUUUCUGAGGAGGGGGCUGCAUGCUGGUGCUGCCAAGGGGUCUGAGCUGAGGUCUGGGGGGCCUCUCCUCUGUUACAAAAUGAGACCAGUAAGAAUUAGAGCAGUGCUAAGCCUGAGCCUUUCUUCUCGACAUAAUCAGAGGAGGUGAAAGGGACAGGGAAAAGAGGACGGUGCUGACCACUGCGGUCACCCAUACACUGCCUGGUCUGUUACGGGUGACUGUUGACUUCCGGGUUAUCUCCUACCACCCACGGUCCCCCACCCACAGUGAGCUGAUGAUGUCCUACCCUGCCCAUUUCCAAAUGGAGAAACAGGCUAAGAGAGUUGAAAUAUCUUGCCCAAAGUCAUUAGUUUUUAUGUUUUUUUUUAAAAUAUAAACAGUUUUUCACAAGCAGCAGUGAUUGUUAUGCCUUGCUGUCUUACUAGAGUUCUAUUUUCUUAUAAAUUGUUGAGUGGAAACAUGCUAAAAAGUAUAUUAAACCAUCUUUGUUUGUGGAACUGCCUCUGAGUGUGAUCCAGAUCAAUAGUGUCCAGAUUUUGCUGUGAAUGACAGCUAUCUAAAAGUAACAGUUACUUAAACAUAGCAGACAUUUCUUUCUCUCUCAUGCAGAUAUACAAGAACAGAGUUUAUGUGGUAUCUCCAUAGUCAGCACGUCCCCUACUUCUGGUUCCCCUACUGUCUGUAACUGGUGGGUUCCAUCUCAUGGUCCAAUAUAGCUGCAGAAGCUCCAACCAUUUUAUCCACAUUCCAGCCAGCAGGAAGGAGGAAGGAGCAUAGAAGUGAACAUCAUCCGCAGCUUCCAUUGCAUUAAUCAGAACUUACUUACAUGGCACUCCUUGCUAUAUAGGAGACUGGGGAAAUCUUCUCCCAGUAGGCCAGUGAAGGGGCACAUACCCCAGUUUGAAAAGCACUGAGUUGUGCUAUCCAGCUUACCAGUAACGGUUUAAGCCAUAUAAUAUGCCAGAGGGACAGCAUUUGGCCUCCCCCGAACCAUUGACUUUAGCCCACAUACAGUUUGGUCUCAUUUUUGUUUUGUUUUGUUUUGUUUUUUAAAUCUACUCUGAGUCUCUGUCUUUUAAUUGGUGUAUUUAGACCAUUCACAUUUAAAGUGGUUAUUGGUAUAGUUGAAUUAAUAUCUACCAUAUUUGUAACUGUUUUCUAUUCAUUGCCCUUUGCCUUCCAUUAUUUUUCUUGCUUCUCUGGUUUUUAUCAUUUUAAAUGAUUCCAUUUUCUCUCCUCUCUUAGUAUAUCAAUUAUACUUGUAGAAAUGUUUCAGUGGUUGCCCUGGAGUUUGCAGUAUACAUUUACAGCUAAUCUAAGUCCACUUUCAAAUAAUACUGUACUACAUUACAGGUAAUACGGUACCUUAUAACAGAGAAUUCCCAAUUCUCCCCUCCGUCCCUUAUAGCAUUGCUGUCAUUCAUUUUAUUUAUCCAUAAGCUGUAAUUGUCCAAUAUAUUGUUGCUGUUAUUAUUUUGAAUAAACUGUUAUCUGGUAGAUCAAUUAAGAAUAAGAAAAA